Alexandromys fortis (reed vole) is the source of this 2456-nucleotide messenger RNA. RefSeq names its product acidic nuclear phosphoprotein 32 family member A (gene Anp32a). The record is from RefSeq and is a predicted model, not a curated record. Gene Ontology annotation, cellular component: perinuclear region of cytoplasm; nucleus. The transcript has 8 exons. Gene Ontology annotation, molecular function: histone binding. The coding region runs from base 364 to 1311 and encodes 315 amino acids. Gene Ontology annotation, biological process: nucleocytoplasmic transport; regulation of apoptotic process. Lineage: Eukaryota; Metazoa; Chordata; Mammalia; Rodentia; Cricetidae.
CUCCCUUUCUCUGCCUGCCUUCUUUCUCCUUUCUCUCUCACUCUUUCCACCCCACCUUUGGGCCAGAUGCUGUCUUUUCUCCCUUCUUCCUCGCGGAAGAUGGGAGGGGGGUACCUUAGAAAGAGGGAGAGGGAUUGUGGAGUGUGCAAAUGCUCAGAUAAUCCUCACGCCUCCCCAACCAUGAGCGAUCGCUAGUGUAAGUUGCCCGUAGUCUGCGUCCCGGUGAGCCCCCGACCCCCCAGUUCUCUCCCCAGAUGCCAACCUUGGCACCCUGAUGCCCCAUCGGCACUAGCUACCCCACCUCCGGGUCCCUGCUUCUCCCGGGGUGGGCUCCCUGGCAGCCAUUCGGCGCCUGGCUAAUAAAUGAGCACGGGAAACUUUAUCAGGACCCGAGGUGCCCAGAGCUGGUGCUGCUGUGGGGACCGGUCGGGUCUACAUUCUUGCAGGCACGGCUGGCACGCAGCUCUGGGAUGGGCAGUUCGUCUGGCCGUCGCCGUUAUGGAUUGGGCAGCGGCGGGAGUAUGGCAGGAGGAAACUUACACCGCAUCCUUCUGUCUGGGUCCUGCUGAUGGCAGAAGGACCAGGCUGCUCAGCCUUUGCUCUGAGGCAGCUCUGAUCCAGGUGAAAGAACUCGUCCUGGACAACUGUCGGUCAAUUGAAGGCAAAAUCAAAGGCCUCACAGAUGAGUUUGAAGAACUGGAAUUCUUAAGUACAAUCAACGUAGGCCUCACUUCCAUUGCGAACUUACCAAAGUUAAACAAACUCAAGAAGCUUGAACUAAGCGAUAACAGAAUCUCAGGGGACCUGGAGGUAUUGGCAGAAAAAUGUCCGAACCUUAAGCAUCUAAAUUUAAGUGGCAACAAAAUAAAAGACCUCAGCACAAUAGAGCCGCUGAAGAAGUUAGAGAAUCUCAAGAGCCUAGACCUGUUUAACUGUGAGGUGACCAACCUGAAUGACUACCGAGAAAACGUGUUCAAGCUCCUGCCCCAGGUCACGUACCUCGAUGGCUACGACAGAGACAACAAGGAGGCCCCUGACUCUGAUGUUGAGGGCUACGUGGAGGAUGACGACGAGGAAGAUGAGGAUGAGGAGGAAUACGAUGAGUAUGCCCAGCUAGUGGAAGAUGAGGAGGAAGAGGAUGAGGAGGAAGAAGGGGAAGAAGAGGACGUGAGUGGAGAAGAGGAGGAGGAUGAAGAAGGCUACAAUGAUGGGGAAGUGGAUGAUGAGGAAGAUGAAGAAGAUGCUGGUGAAGAAGAAAGGAGUCAGAAGCGAAAACGAGAACCCGAAGAUGAGGGCGAAGAGGAUGACUAAGGGGAAUGAACCUAUUUGGGGAGAUUCCUGUUGUGAUUUGACUGUUUUUACCCAUAUCCCCUCCCCCUCCUAUUCCUGCCCCCCCGAAACUUAUUUUUUUCUGAUUGUAGCGUUGCUGUGGGAAUGAGAGGGGAAAAGUGUACUGGGGGUUGCCGGGGGUGGGGUGGGGGGUGGGGGAGGAAUAAAGUACUAUUUUUACUGCCACUCUUCAUUCCCCCCUCCUUUUUCCAUGUGUCUGGUUUUGUCCCCGUAAAUGCAAUAGCUUAGUACGCACCAAGCAAGUGUUCGUUCUUACUCUCUGGAGAAGGUGGCUUUGAGGUCUCUUAACAUUUUUUGGUAUGUUCCACAUCCCCAGAGUUGUUGGGAGGCUGUGGCUGGCCUCCACCAGGUGACUCACGGCCCCUGUCUUCAGUAACUCUGAUCUGGUUCAUGCGGUCUCUGCUGGAGGCACCCAGCACCCGGGUUUGUAAAUAGCUACCUAAAGGCGUAUUUUGGCACUGGUUUGGGGACAUUCCCCCUCUCUCACCCCUUUUCCCCCUUCGCAGAUGGCAGUGGGCUUUGCUUUUGCAAAGAGAACUUGUGUUACUCUGAAGCCAUGAUCCCGUGAGCCAAAAAAAAAAAGGCAGGCUUAGGAGAUACGAGCAAAAUGGGCUUGGUAAUCAUGAAAAUCGGCGAACCUUCAUAUUUCAACUUCUUUUAAAAAAAAAAAAAUAACCUGUCCUAUCUUGUUCUGUAAAAUAUUAGAGCAGUUUGUUUUGCAGAAAUAACAGAAGGACUCGAUUCAGGAGCUCCAGCUUAGAACCUUUUUACAAAUCUAAGCUCUGGGGGCCCACUGCAUGUCCACUGGGGUUUUGUUUUGUUUUGUUUUCCUUCUUGCAUACAUUGGAGCACGGAAAAGGAAUGCAAAAUUGUAUUUUCUUACCUAGUGGGACUCUGAAGUGACCGCAGGUUCCUCCUAGCGAAUGCUGUUUGCUUUCACCGUCACCUUCUGGAUUGCUUUAGAAGUGACAACGCGCUGUUCCUGCUCUGUCUCUCUGUACAAAGAACAUCUGCAACCCAUUUUUCUCCCACCCUUGAGAAGAGCCAAACUUUGAGUUUUAUGUCUGUUUGUCAUUGAUAAAUUUCAAUAAAUCUUUUUUAUACAA